GAUCAUGAUCUACAGCUACCCAAUAACUACCGGUUAAUGGAAAGGGUGCAGUGCUGUCGACUCAGCCUUCUGCGCGAGAGCUGAUUUAUACUGGAGUCUGGACACGACUCCGCUUUAGCUGUCUUCACUGACCUCCAUCACGCCAAUACGCAUCCUUUCUAGCUACAUACUACCACUCGCCAUGGCCAAGAUCGAUCACAUACCACCCGCCUCGGACCCCAUCGUCGGCGAUGGGGGUUCCGCUGCUGGCGCCGAGAGCCCCGCGACCGAUGGUUGUGUUGGCGGAGUAAAGAGGAGAACUGAUACAGAAGUCGAAUCGAGCGUGGAUUCCGACGUCAAGCGACGCUGUCUUCCCCAAAGCGGGUCAGAAUCUGCCGCCAUCAAGUGGAAGUGCUUCCGGAUAUCGAACGUCCCGUCGGAGUGGAGUGAGGAUGAUCUACUCGGUUAUCUCGGAAAGCUUGACGCGUCCCUUGGAAACUUAGCCGCCGAUGGCAGUCGAUUGUCGCUGUAUCCAGCGUGCUCCGGGCCAGACAGAGUAGCGUUGCUGAAUGUGAAGAACUGCCCCGAAUACUUCCGCCGGAUACGCCCGGGCGAAUCCAAUUCUGUUCAACAACCCGAUUCGGACCUCGUAAUCGAUAGCCACUUCUACAGCCUGACGCCCCUGAAUAAUCCUGAAGGAUCCAUUGUCGCCGAUGUCGUUGCGGUCACCGGCCUGGCGGGAAAUGCUUUCGGAUCUUGGAGGAAUCGCAGCAGCAACCGCAUGUGGCUCCAAGACUUUCUCCCACGCGAUGUCAAGGAUCUCCGCAUCAUGACGUAUGGCUACAAUACUACUCUCGAGGGACCGAAUACAGUGAAGGGCAGCAUGCUUGAUCACCAAAGGAAGCUCGUUUCCUUGUUGAAGGACGCGAGGUCUUCUCGAGAGAUAAUCGGUUGACUAUUCCCUUCCAAACAGUCAGUGCUGACAUUUAUUUCCAUCCUAGGAGAAGAUUCGCUCAAUCAUCUUUCUUGGGCAUGGGCUUGGAGGAGUGCUCAUAUUGCAGGCACUAUUGCAGUCCAUAGAACAAAUCAUCCACAGCGACCUUUUGGAAGCAACAUGCGCCAUACUGUUCUUCGGGACCCCACAUUAAGGCCUUCGCACAACCGAACUAGAAGUCCUGGUGGAGGGCAUGACCGGCGCCGAGUCACCCUCAUCGGGCCUGUUGCGCCAGCUGCGCGAGGGCUCGGAAUUCCUCCAGACGCAAGCCGAAUGACUUGUCGACGUCUGGAAUCGGUGUAAAGUCGU
Messenger RNA from Tricharina praecox, 1282 nucleotides. RefSeq lists its product as uncharacterized. NCBI's taxonomy places the organism in Eukaryota, Fungi, Ascomycota, Pezizomycetes, Pezizales, Pyronemataceae. The coding region runs from base 182 to 934 and encodes 250 amino acids. The transcript has 3 exons. The record is from RefSeq and is a predicted model, not a curated record.